AUGAAGCCUGAAUUUUUAACAUCAGUUCAAAAUUUUCGUCAAAUGGUUCAAAAGUCUCGAAUUCCUGCCUCAAAGAUAUUAGUUAUGGAUGAAGCUGGUAUCUGGAGUGAUGACAUUUCUCUAUACACAUAUGCUGAAAAAGGAUCAAAAUAUGUUGAUGUUGUUGUACCAGAUAUAAAGAUCAAGCACACAAUUGUAGCAACACUCGGAGGUGAUGGAAGUACUUUACCUGCACUUUGGAUUAAACAUCAAAAUGCCAACAAGGGAAGAAAACAAAAAGCUAUUAGAGGAAUGAAUACUAUAUUAAUGCUGAAAUACAUUGAUGAAGUUUUGGCACCAAAUAUACGUGAUGCAAAAGGAUUGAUUGAUGCGCUAAUUCCACCAUAUUCGUCAACAGUUUCUUCGAAUACUUAUUAUCGAAGAUCACGUCCAAUGCCAUCAAUUACUACAGCAAAUGUUACAUCAUUAACAAAAGCUAUUGAAUCAGGUAGUAUGAAUAUGUCAAAAGGAAAUUAUAAUCCAAUACGAUCAUCGAGUCGUAAUAUUCAACCAUCACCUGAACGACCAAUAAAAGCCAGUAAUUUGAUAAAAACUAAUGUUGCAAAUAAUUAUACUGUAGAACAUGUAUCAAAUCCAACAGUUACUGUUUAUAGUAUAGCAUCUGUACCUCAAUCAACGCAUUAUAAAAAUAAUGAGUCUACAAUUUCAGAAACUUCAAUAGAUGAAUCAAGAUUAAUCAACGGUGGUUUAUGUGGUCUUCAGAAUUUAGGAAAUACUUGUUUUAUGAAUUCGGUGCUUCAAUGUUUGUCAAAUACAAAACCACUUUUAUUAUUUUGUUUACAAAAUAAUCUUGAGAAUUACUUGAAUACAUCAACCACAAGUGUAAUGAAAGGAGCUUUAAUGCAAGAAUAUGCAAAUUUAAUUCAUAAAAUGUGGCUUUUACCAGAAGAUCGAUCGGUUGUGAGUCCAUUAUCAUUUAAAAAUACAAUUGGAAAAUUUGCUCCACGUUUUACUGGUUAUUCAGAACAAGAUUCACAAGAAUUUUUAAGAUAUCUUUUACAAGGUCUUAGCGAAGAUGUUAAUCGAGUACGACAAAAGCCAGUACCAGUUAUAGUUGAUGAAAAACAAGAGGAGCGAAUGAGAGAAAGAGAUCGUGCAAAAGCAAGUUGGGAUCGUUGUUUACGUUAUGAGAAUAGUCCCCUUGUUGAUAUUUUUGCUGGACAAUUAAAAAGUACUCUUGAAUGUUCUUAUUGUGGAUAUCAAUCAAUAACAUUUGAUAUGUUUUGGGAUUUAUCAUUACCUUUACCACGUAAUAGAUCAUCGACAACUUUACAAGAAUGCAUUCAAUUAUUUAUGAGUAAAGAAGAACUUAAUGAUGAUGAAGAACCAAUGUGUACAAAAUGUAAGAAAAAACGUCCAUGUACAAAACAAUUAUCAAUUCAAAAAUGUCCUGAAAUACUUGUUCUUCAUUUAAAACGUUUUUCACAAACACGUGGUAGAACUAAAUUAAAUACACAUGUAGAUUUUCCAAUAACGAAUCUUAGACUUGAUGGCUUAACAGAUAUUAUGUCUGAAAGUCAUGAAGGACCAAUCCCGACAUAUAAUUUAUUUGGUAUAUCAAAUCAUAGUGGUACAGUUUAUACUGGUCAUUAUUUAGCUCAAUGUAAACAUCCAUUUACACAUAAAUGGCAUGAAUUUAAUGAUUCAAAUAUUCAUUUAAUAAAUGAUAUUUCAACAAUAAUAUCUGCAGAUGCUUAUGUUUUAUUUUAUGAACGAAAGAGUUUUUAA
Rotaria sp. Silwood1 is the source of this 1788-nucleotide messenger RNA. NCBI's taxonomy places the organism in Eukaryota, Metazoa, Rotifera, Eurotatoria, Philodinida, Philodinidae. The record is from the annotation of a GenBank genome assembly.